UGGAAAAAAUAGCUCUCAUGCGACACUGCUGCCUAAUCCAAAGACACAUGUUUAAAACUCGAAUCAGGUGAGCGGGACCCACAGCAUGGGACCCACUAACUUAUCCAACUCAGCAUUGGUCAGGUGAGCGGGACCCACAGCGUGGGACCCACUAACUUAUCCAGGUCAGCAUUGGUACAAGAGGACACCGAGCCGUGCCCCGAGCCGUGCAGCACCCGAGCCCAUCCUCCCCCCUCCCCCUCCCCGACCGUUGUUGUUCUUUUUCUCCGGCGACGACGCGCAGCAACGCCGUUCCGGGCCGCGACCUAGCAAUGUCGAGCUCCGCUUCAGCCUCCCGCCGCUCAUGGCCGCGCUAUGGCGCAGUGCCCAUGACAAGAUGCCCUGCAUGCCAACGUAUCGCACCCCUGAAGCGGCUAGUCACAACGACCGACAAGAAUGGCAACCUUGGGCGGGAAUUCGUGAAAUGCGAGAGCAAACCAGAGCAGGGAAAGAAAUUGAAGCAAUGCACCCAUUUUGAGUGGCUAGAUGAGUACAUAGAGCGGAUUCAACUGGAGGGUGCAUCAGGGGAGCUCGAUUUACCGUUGGAGGCGGAGAAGUUGGGCAAGUUUGGAUCGGGCGCAUCUGGAUCCGGGGCCCCUGGAUCUGGCAAUUCCAUCGGGGGCGCCCGCCCUUCCAUUGGUGCUACUGUGGGGGAUGCAGGAGUGACGGCAGAGCUGAAGAAGCUGAACAAGCAGAUGAAGAAACUCAUCGAAUUGCAGAAGCAGGGCAAUUUGAUGGGGCUGAUGGCCGCAUUUUUUUAUGUUUGUGUAAUUGGUCUCGCAUUUGUUUAUGUGAUGAUAAUUAGUCGUAAGUGAAUAGAUUGGGCAUCAUUUGUAAUCGUAAUGAUAUGUACAUUUGAAUAAAAGUGUUGCGCUGUACGAAUUCGGCAUGUCUUCUUCA
This is a messenger RNA of Triticum aestivum (bread wheat), 939 nucleotides long. RefSeq lists its product as uncharacterized. The coding region runs from base 312 to 854 and encodes 180 amino acids. The transcript is spliced from 2 exons. Gene Ontology annotation, molecular function: zinc ion binding. Lineage: Eukaryota; Viridiplantae; Streptophyta; Magnoliopsida; Poales; Poaceae. The record is from RefSeq and is a predicted model, not a curated record.